AUGAGCGCAAAGCCCUCAAGUGGCCCCGACGCGUGGGAGCAAGACUGGGAGAGCCAAGCCGAUACUCUUGCGGCCGAACCCGCCCCGCCUCCGCAGGAGAAGAAAGUCUCCUCCAAAGUCUCCAAGGCCCAGCGCAGAGCUCAACAGGCCGAGUUCAAUCGCCAACUGUGGGCGGAAGCUGAUUCACCUCAGACAUUCCACUUCCUAGAGGCGCGGUCAAGCGUUCCUCUCAAGCAAGAAUUCAAACCUACCGUCACGGUUCUCAGUCGGAACCCCCAGAUAGCCACACGCCAAUCAUCAUCCGCUGUAGACGCCGCGGGUGCUGGUAUCAGACGGUUGGGGUUGAAUGAAGAUGACGACUCCGACGAAGAAGGCAGGGCUUCUCAACCUACUGCCGAGGAGCGACAGGCUAUUGCACUGCGCAAUCUGGAAGAAAAGCAGCGCAAGUAUGAGGAGGCACGCGAAAGACUAUUUGGGAGCCCGUCCGCCCCCACUUCGGGCGCGUCGUCGCCACGCAGUUCUACCCCUCCUAAGCAGCACGAUGGUCGGGGAAAAGGCAGAAGCCGCGGGAACGGGCGAGACAACAAUCGGGAUAAGCGGGACUCAUCUGCUGCUUCAGGGAAGGCUAAGCAGCUCUACGAUCCUGGAUCUCCGAAACCGAACUCGACUUAUGGACCACGGAAGGAGAAGCAGAGCGGUAUCCGAAAGGAGGAAGACUCCCAAUCUCCGAAGCAGCCGAUCCGCAGUCCUCGAGGCCCCGAUAGCAGUGGGAGAGGCGGAUUUAGGAUGGGCAACAGGGGUGCCCGAGGGGGCUAG
Molecule: messenger RNA, 816 nt
Organism: Aspergillus sclerotioniger CBS 115572
Lineage: Eukaryota; Fungi; Ascomycota; Eurotiomycetes; Eurotiales; Aspergillaceae
Exons: 3
Coding region: 1-816 (271 amino acids)
Source: RefSeq, a predicted model, not a curated record